This is a messenger RNA of Panicum virgatum (switchgrass), 2277 nucleotides long. RefSeq names its product peroxisomal membrane protein 11-3-like. The transcript has 2 exons. Gene Ontology annotation, cellular component: peroxisomal membrane. Lineage: Eukaryota; Viridiplantae; Streptophyta; Magnoliopsida; Poales; Poaceae. The record is from RefSeq and is a predicted model, not a curated record. Gene Ontology annotation, biological process: regulation of peroxisome size; peroxisome fission. The coding region runs from base 99 to 815 and encodes 238 amino acids.
CCGCACGCAUCAAACACGCGAUCCCGCCGCCAACUCUGUUGAUGACCCCGCGCCGGCGUCGCCCCGCACUCACACGCCACCGCUAACGGCCGGCCGCCAUGGCCUCAUCCUCCGAGUCCGAGUCCAGCAAGCCCGCGCGCCCUCCGUCCCGCGACUUCCUCGCCCACCUCGAGGCCUACCUCGCCCGCCGCGACGGCGUCGACAAGCUCCUCAAGAUCUCCCGCUACUCCGCGCGCCUCGCGCUCGCCGCGGGCCCGCCGCUACCGCCCGCCGCCGCCGCCCGCCUCAAGUCCUUCGAGUCCAGCGUCGGGCUCAGCCGCAAGGCCUUCCGCCUCGGCAAGUUCGUGCAGUCCCUCAACGCCCUCCGCGCCCACCCGCACCCGCCCCCGGUCCUCGCCAUCCUCGCGUGCGGCGGCGAGGGCGUCUCCUACUUCCUCGAGCAGUUCGUCUGGCUCGCUAAGGCGGGGCUCCUGCCAGCGCACCUCCUCCCGCGCCUCCAGCGCCUCAGCGCCUGGGCCGAGCUGCUGGGCUCCGUCGGCUCCAUCGCGAUUAAGCUGGAAGAGGUGGCGAGGAUCGAAUCGUCCAUCAAGAAGUGCCUUGCGGAGGGCAGCGGGGAGGAGAGCGAGGCCGUGAGGACGAUGCGUGGUAAGCUGCUGCUGAAGCGGAUGUCGGUGGUGCAGGACGUGGCGGACGCGGUCAUGGCGCUCGGAGACGUCACUAACGGGAAGGGUUUGCUCGGGAGCUCCACGCUGAUGGCAUCCGCAGGCCUGCUCUCGGCGUUGAUCAGCACGCACAAGAACUGGAAUUCUUGUUGAAUCCGGAAGGCAGAUACAAAUUAUAUUUCAUUUAUAAUGCCCUACACGUUGGCCUAACUCAAUCAACCUGGGAAGAAAGGUGAGUAUCUGCAUUUCUAUGUCUCAGAGCAAAAUAGAACUUCCGGAGCAGUCUAAUUGUAAGGAUUCAAUUACUGUAGAAAAUUUUCAUUACCUCCAAAUUGCAACCUGACUUUGUCUUUCAUAUUGAUAAAGGCAAAUGUGCAAGUGACAGAUGCAAAUAGCAUCGUAAUAUCUCUCUUCUUAGGCCCUGUUUGUUUGCCCAUGAGAUUAUAUAAUCCAGCAUAAAAUCUGAAAAAAUAAUCUCACAAGGAAACAAACACUCCAGCUGAUUCAUCAGAUUAUAUAAUCUACACCCGUAGUAGAUUAUAAUAAUCCAUAAGCUGCUGAAAACGUGCUUAUUUCAGAUUAUAGUAAUCUAGACCUCAAAUAAUCUAUGUUGCCAAACAGCUCAUAGAUUAUUUCAAUCAAGUUUAUAAUAAUCCAGAUUAUAUAAUCCAUCACAUAUAAGCUAGAUUAUAUAAUCUUGCUUAACAGGGCCUUAUUCAUUAGCUGUUGAUUCAUGCAAUGCCAUAAAUUAUGUCAAUCUAUGUUUCAUGCAUUCAUGCAGCUGUGGUUGCCUGGCUGGCAAUAGCAUGACAUGAGAAUCUAAUAUUGUGGUGCGCCCUGAAAUUCGCUCAAUUUUGACUCUUCUGUUAAGAUGAUCAGCUGAGAGGGACUUAAACAAUGUUGCUGUGGUAGCGAUUAGGGAGCCUUAAUUGCUUCAAGGUUCUGCAGUAUGGUAACAAGGUUUACCAUGUUUAGUAAGGCAAUGAUGCAGCCACGUUUGAUAUGAAAAUCUGUAUCCUUUAUUCAUGGGAGCAAGAUCAGAUAAAGAUGUUUCCCUUCGAGCAAGCUGACUAAGUUCAACUUAAGGCUGUCCUUGGUUACGCUGUUAGAUUUUGGGUGUGAUUUGUAUUAACAUAUUGCUUAAGCUUUAAUGCAAACCAAAUUAUCCUCUUUUUAUUACAGCAUCAAGACAAUUAAUUAAUAAAUGAGACAAUAAAGAGGAUUACAGCAAUUAAAGGAUUUAAUUAGCAAUGAACAUAUUACUAUUCUUGUUGAAUUUGAUUUGUGUUUACUAUUUUCCAAAUAAGUUUAGGAUUUUUUUUGUAUAUCUGCUUAUAUUGAUGAGACUGUAGGGGACUCUCAUUAUGGCUUCACUGUUCUGACAAUUUAAACAUGCCCAUUACUCCAGCUGCAUAGUUUGGAAACUUAAUAGUACUCUGUAUUUGCAUUUUAUUGUUUACCAUGUAACACAUGAAUUAUUCAUGUGCUGCUUAUAUAGAUGAGCUAUAGGAGGAUUAAUUUGCCUUUGCUGUUGUACCUAUUGAAAGAUAUUUGGAUGCAUACAUUUGACAAAUCAUGGCUGCAGUUAUAUGUCAGGGUCACAAGUUGGAUUACA